GUUUUGACUUUGCAAGACACGAGAUGGGUUUUCGCUGAACUUCGGUGUUAUAAAGCAGUUAUAAGUUUUAUUUAUAAUCAAUGACGGGUUUAUGCCCCCGUGAGAGAUUCUCAGGAGAAGAGCUUUGGAUUGUUUUAGACUGAUCAGUCAUGCUUAUGUGUAGAAGGUGGUUGGUGUGCUCGAUGAGGGCUCAUUAUAGGAGCUUCAGUUUCUCAGCCUCCCUCAGGAAUGUAAUGCCCGCAUGGGUCAUCGACAGAUAUGGGAAAAACGAGGUGUUGAGGUUCACCAAGAACGCGGCGCUUCCGAUCAUCCAGUAUCCCAAUGAAGUGACCGUGAAGGUGCACGCUGCGGGUUUAAACCCCAUCGACAUCAGUAUGAGGGGUGGUUAUGGAGCAGCUACUAUGGCCAUGAAACGUGACCCACUGAACAUGAAGCAGUCAGGCAGUGAGUUUCCUCUAAUCCUGGGGCGAGAUGUAUCCGGAGAGAUCAUGGAAUGUGGGCUAGAUGUGAACUACUUUAAACCAGGAGAUCAGGUGUGGGCCGCUAUCCCUCCGUGGAAGCAGGGCAGCCUGGCAGAGUUUGUAGUUCUCAGUGCUAAUGAGGUGUCGCAUAAGCCCAAAUCACUGAGGCAUGUUGAAGCUGCAUCCAUCCCGUAUGUGGCUGCAACAGCCUGGUCCGCCAUCGUCAAUACUGGUGGCCUGAACAAAGACAACUCUUCUAAGAAACGUGUUCUUGUCCUGGGAGGAUCAGGAGGAGUGGGAACCUUAGCUAUACAGAUGGUAAAGGCCUGGGGCGUCCAUGUGACUGUAACAUGUUCCCAGAAUGCCGAGCAGCUGGUGAGAGAUCUGGGUGCUGAUGAUGUUGUGGACUACACUGCUGGACCGGUCGAAAACAAACUACAGACAUUACAAAAGUUUGAUUUGAUUUUAGAUAAUAUUGGGGGUGAAAGUGAGAAAUGGGCACUAGAUCUUCUGAAACCCUGGAAUGGUGCUAAAUAUGUUACUCUAGUAACACCAUUCCUGCAUAACACAGACCUACUGGGCCUCGCAGAUGGAAUGAUGCAGUCUGGAGUCACCAUAGGAUGCAAAGUGCUGAAGCACCUCAGGAAAGGAGUGCACUAUCGCUGGGGUUUCUUUGCUCCAAGCGGCCCUACGCUGGACGAGAUUAGCGAAAUGGUUGAUGCUGGAAAGGUCCGUCCCGUGGUGGAGGAAGUGUUCUCAUUUGCUCAGGUGCCUCAAGGCUUUCAGAAAGUAGAGCAGGGUCAUGCUCGUGGCAAAACUGUAGUCUCCAUCAUUGAGGACGAAAAAGAAUAACUAUGGCAACCAAAAAAUUUACUUAUGCUGGGACUUUUUUCAGUGUCUGUUGAAUUAAAAACAUUUAUCUAAUGGCUAGUGUCUUUAUUUUGCAGUAUAAAAUUAGCAGACAAGCCCUGUUCAUUAUUUCAAAUCAUAUUCGUAACAACUUGAAAAGUCAUAACAAACAAACAAAAAAUGUUUUAUUCUUAAUGUAACAGUAUAUUUUGGAAAUAUGGGCAUGAAAAUAUAAAAACACUAAAACAGAUUACUAAACACGUCAGAAAAUGUACACAAACAUACACACAACAACUACUAAAAAAUCUUUAUAAAAGAAAACGGAGAGACAGAAAAAGCUCUGAUCAAGAAUAAGCCACCUUUCAAAUUUAUGUGAGUUUGUGAGCAGGAGUGAAUUGAUGCCAGAUCAGCACAGCUAGGAGUAAAUGUUUAUAUAAAAUUCUAAUAUGUGCAAUAGUGCUUUUUAUACUUAUUUUGCAGAAUAAUCUGACAUACUAAAAAAAAAAAAAAAACUUUGUACAGCAACUUUACAAUUGUAUGAGUCAACGAGUUCCCACAUUUUGUUUUCAGUGAGUUUGAAUGGCAAUAAAUGCUGCCUUACAUUCAGAGAGGUCUGUAAUACCUGUUUGUAUUCUCAUUCAUCUGAACAGCAGUUGCUCAUCUGGUGCAGGAAGCCUUGGAAGUAUGCCAUUUAAAAUGUGCAGUUUUUGCUCACGGGCGCUUAGCUCUGAUCCACUGAGCCAUUAAUGUGAUUAAUUACUCUGGAGCCACAAGAAAAUAAUGUCAUGACUGCUGGCACCACAAGAACAAGCCCUUUACUAGUGACCAUCCUGAGAUUUGACAUGAAAG
This is a messenger RNA of Sinocyclocheilus anshuiensis, 2159 nucleotides long. Its product is annotated as reticulon-4-interacting protein 1 homolog, mitochondrial-like. Gene Ontology annotation, cellular component: mitochondrion. Gene Ontology annotation, molecular function: oxidoreductase activity. The record is from RefSeq and is a predicted model, not a curated record. NCBI's taxonomy places the organism in Eukaryota, Metazoa, Chordata, Actinopteri, Cypriniformes, Cyprinidae. The transcript is spliced from 9 exons. Bases 150 to 1313 code for a protein of 387 amino acids.